This is a messenger RNA of Zychaea mexicana, 1218 nucleotides long. RefSeq names its product transmembrane amino acid transporter protein-domain-containing protein. The annotation marks the transcript as partial. NCBI's taxonomy places the organism in Eukaryota, Fungi, Mucoromycota, Mucoromycetes, Mucorales, Lichtheimiaceae. Gene Ontology annotation, biological process: amino acid transmembrane transport. The record is from RefSeq and is a predicted model, not a curated record. Gene Ontology annotation, cellular component: vacuolar membrane. The transcript is spliced from 3 exons. Gene Ontology annotation, molecular function: amino acid transmembrane transporter activity.
UUUGAUAUUGACCGCACAAAUGCUGGAAGAUCAUUUACUGCAUAUUAUAACAUCGUAUGUUGUGUAUGUGGUACUGGCAUGUUAUCGCUGCCUUCGGUGCUGGCGUCUGGAGGAUGGGGUGCUUUAGCAUUACUCAUACUUUGCUGGUGGAUGACAGUAUACUCCUCAAUUGUUCUAGUUCAACUGCUCUAUUUCGGUGGAAAUAACCGAUGUAAAACGGUUCACGAAAUUGCCAUACGAGCUUUUGGACCUAUUGGAGGAUACGCCAGUCUGUUCUUCAACGCAUGGAUUCUCUUGGGAACACCUACUCUAUAUUUCGUGCUCUGUGGACAGAAUUUGAACCAGCUGUGUGCCGGUACCGCUGGCGAAAUCGGUGCAACAAACUGGUCGAUUAUAUUCAUUGUUGCUAUUGCAAUUCCUUUUGUCUUUAUGAAAACCAUGGACAACUUGAGCUGGACCUCACUCCUUGGUGUUAUCGUAACCUUUGCCACUACUCUUAUUUGCGUCAUCGAAGCCGGCCUUGAUCGUCCGAACCAUACGGACGUCGUCCAUCAAAACGUCGUUUGGGAAGGUUGGCCCAGCGCCGUUGCAGUCAUUGCAUUCAGUUUGGGUGGCAACGUCAUCUAUCCCAACUGUGAAGCAGCCAUGAAACGUCCCCAGCGAUGGCCCGUUGUCUGUGCUGCUGGAGUGACCACCUGUGCUCUUUUGUAUGCCACGAUUGCAAUUCCUGGCUACUUAGUCUAUGGCGAUGCUGUCCAAAAUCCAGUUUACAACAGCAUUCCUGACGGUGUCGGUCGUAUUAUAGCGAUUGUGUUGGUCACAACAAAUAUCACCGUGUCUGUUCCUAUCUUUAUUGGCUCAUUUACUUUGGACGUGGAAUCGAUGAUGGGGAUAACUGUCGAGCGGCUCGGCAAGACCAAGGAGCUCAUCUACCGAAUAAUUUGGCGUGUUUUCCUGAUAGCAUGUUGUGGUGUAAUCGCCUGUACUGUUCCUCACUUUUCUCCUCUUAUGAGCCUGUUUGGAGCUGUUGGAUACAGUACAAGUAUCUUUAUCAUUCCUAUAGUGUGCUUCUGGAAACUUACUGGAUUCACUAACAAGCCUAUCUACGAGCUUGCUUGGAAUUGUUUAAUUCUAUUAAUGGGCCUUGUUGGACUUAUUUUUGGCACUUGGGACGCCGUGGAGAGUCUUAUUGCCGCAUACACUGGAGGCACCAGCUAA